UUUAUAGAUGUGGUGAUCAGUGCCAAGCGAUGACUAUGAGCUAGGCGAUGUUUACAUGUUUUGAAUGACUGACAUUCCUUCAGAUUAGAGAACUGAUUGGUCUUUACUUUACGUUACUUUCUCCACAUUUCAUGUCAAUUUAACUUUGAUUAAAGUUUGGGUUUGUUAUAAGUGUACGAAAAUGGGGUCACUUUCACAGAUGGUAAGGUGGAUGGCUUUGCGUCCAGGCUUACGCACUUUGUCGAGUGCUUCCCACACUGCUCCGCCAGCUAAUGGGUAUUCCUUUGAGCUGAACGCGACCCAGAAGGAGUUCCAGGAGCUGGCCCGCAAGUUCGCGGCGGAGGAGAUCAUCCCGCGGGCGGCGGAGUACGACCGGACCAUGGAGUACCCCUGGGACCUGGUGAAGAAGGCGUGGUCCCUGGGGCUCAUGAACAACCACGUUCCUGAGCACUGCGGUGGCCUAGGAAUGAGCGUUUUCGACGGCUGCCUCAUAGCGGAGGAACUUGCUUACGGAUGUUCAGGAGUGAAGACUGCAAUCGAAGGUAGUGGUUUGGGACAAACUCCAGUACUUUUAGCAGGAUCGAAGGAGCAGCAGAAAAAAUAUCUCGGGAGACUUCUGGAGGAACCUCUUGUUGCGGCGUACUGCGUGACGGAGCCGGGAGCCGGGUCUGACGUCAGCGGCCUGAAGACCCGCGCGGAGAGGAAAGGCGACGAGUACAUUCUGAACGGACAGAAGAUGUGGAUCACCAACGGGGGUGUGGCCAACUGGUACUUUGUCCUGGCCAGGACGGAUCCCAACCCUAAAGCGUCGGCCGGCAAGGCGUUCACCGGAUUCAUCGUCGAGAGGGACUCUCCCGGCCUGACUCCGGGCCGGAAGGAGAUCAACAUGGGCCAGCGCUGCUCCGACACUCGCGGGAUCACCUUCGAGGACGUGCGGGUGCCUAAGGAGAACGUGCUGAUCGGGGAAGGGGCCGGCUUCAAGAUCGCCAUGGGGGCGUUCGACAACACCCGCCCCCCUGUUGCGUCCGGUGCUGUCGGAUUGGCGCAGAGGUGCCUGGACGAAGCGGCGAAGUACGCGAUCGAACGGAAAGCGUUCGGCGUUCCAAUCGCCCAGCAUCAAGCCGUGUCCUUCAUGCUGGCGGACAUGGCCAUAGGCAUCGAGACGGCGCGCCUGGCGUGGAUGCGGGCCGCCUGGGAGGUGGACCAGGGCCGCCGGAACUCCUUCCACGCCUCCAUCGCCAAGGCCUUCGCCAGCGACGUGGCCAACAAGUGCGCCACCGACGCCGUGCAGAUAUUUGGUGGUAACGGUUUCAACAGCGAAUAUCCUGUCGAGAAGUUGAUGCGAGAUGCCAAGAUCUACCAGAUAUACGAGGGAACCUCACAAAUCCAGCGCCUCAUCAUCUCCAGGGCAAUUGUUGAUAAGGCCAUGGGGAAAUGAAAACAUUUUUUUUACGGUUUUUCGGCAGAUUUUUAAUUAAUGCCAACAUUUUUACAUAAACAAAGGUGUAUUUUUACAUGUGUGCGAAAGUGUGUUAUUGGUUUGAAUGAGAGAAAACUUUCCAUUAGUAUUUUUAAACUGGGAAUCCAUGUCAAAUUCUUGAAGUCAUCAUUUGUUUUUGUGAGUAGGUGAGGUUUUUUUUUUUUCUGUAGUGUGAUAACAGUGCUGUUUUGUGUGGAUUGCAGUUUGUCUUGAAAUUGGACAGAGAAGGGAAAAGGUGUUCGUUAAUGGCAUUUAAGAAUAGUGAUGGGUCGAUUCCGAUUCCGGAAUCGGUCGGUUCCACCGAUUCCACUGGAAUCGUGGGAUUCAGAAUACAAUGGUUUUGGAAUCGACCAUGACCGAUUCCUGCAUUGUUUUUAAGUUUGCAAAAUACAUAAUCUACGCAACGUAAGAAAAUAUUAAAAUGCAUGCAAAUAUAAUUUUUAAAACUACAUAAUACAAUCUUUUUUUACGGAACUGAUUUACUUAUUACGGUGAUUAACGUAUUUAUUUACUUGCACCGCCAUUUUCCCUACUGUACAAAUGCAGUAUCUACUUUCCCACUUUAAGCGAAAGCAUUUUUAGGAAAUUACGUUGCAGCAGCACUGCAUUUAAUAGCAAACCUUCAAAAAUAAUUAGACAAAACCAUAAAUGUUUAAAGAAAAUUAUGUAAAUGUAAACGGCAAAUAAUGUAAACGUUAACUAUUUGAUCAUGGCAGCUACAUUUGCCAUUGUAAACAACCUAAUUUUUUUUUGUGCUACCUGCCAUGGUAAACCAUACGGCCAUGAACAAAAUCUUUGGUGACGUGAACGUGAACAUCUCUACACAUUAAACUUUAAAGAAUUAAAAUGAAAUAAUUUUUGAAUGAAAUUUUACCCAAAUUCACAGUGGAUUAUUGCAACCAUAUUAAAAUAAGUUUAAAAGCAACAUAACCAAAUUGCUUUAAAUCGGCGUUCUUGUGCGUGUUCAGCGAUGCUCGUUUUACGUUAGAUAUAUUUUGGAAAGGCAGUUGGCAAGUCUGAAUUUCCAAACAUUGCUGCGGAAACGUUCGUAAAUUUUUAUUACCAAACGGUAGUGGUGGGCUUACCUGUUACUUUUGAGUAUCAGUGAAAUCGGUUCCAGUGAAAUUUAGGUUCCUGUGAAAUUAAACGGUGAACGGUGAAAUCUCUCUCUCUAGUAAUGCUCGUAAUCGUAAACUGCUUCCUCGCACCGAAAAAUGGUGAAAUAAAGGGGAUAAGUGAAAUCACUGCCUCUCGGUGAAUGAUGAAAUUAAAAACAUGCAAUGUUUUUCACAGAAACCUUUCAUUUUGUUUUGAGUUUAUUUCGAGUUAAAAUUGAAAAAUACUACAUAACAAUUAUUUUUUAAAUAUUUAUAAUAAUAUUGAUUGAUUCCAUAUUUAUAUCCCUGUCCUUUCAGUUCAAUAAUAUAACGAACACAUAUUAAUUUUAAAACAUUUCUGAGAAUUCAUUAUCUUCCGUGAUAUUCUGCUAGGCUUUCAUUCGGUGAACGGUGAUUUUUUUUUACUGUAAUUAUUACAAGUAUGCAAUUCGUAUACUCCACAUACAGUUUUACUUCAAAAUAUAUACAUAAAAAAAUGAUUGUACUAAGACUGAAAACGUCAGAAACUCAAUUCAACGAUUAUGUGGACACUAAAAGCUAGUGGUCGUAUUACUGUAGGUAAUCAAUUUCACCGAACUUCACUGAUACUUGUAGAAACUGGUCGCAGGUAUACCCGUGAAAUUUUGAUAUCGGUGAAAAAGUAACAGGUAUGGAUUUCACUGCCCACCACUACCAAACGGCAAACAUAAACAAUCUUGUGAAAGUAGUAGUGUUAGUUUAACAGAAUUGUUUCCGAUAAAUUUCUGAAAUGAAUUAAAUGUUAACACGCGAUUAUUUGAAGAGUUUAAAUAUUUUGUGUAAGAAAAUCUCACCAUAAAAUGUGAAAAUUUUGAGAUACUAAAAAUUGCACAGAACUUUCUUAAUCAAGAACCGAAAAUUUAUUUUCUCUUUACAAUUGUGAGGAACUGCAAGACUGGAUGGAUUUAUUAUUUUAACCAAGUGAGAUAAUUAAGUUCUAGGUAAUAUAUUAAAACGUAAGCAUCUCUGACAUUUUAUUUUAGUGUGGUGCAUAUUUGUUUGUCAUUUCCAUCAUAAUGAGAUAAUAAAGUUUUAUUUUUACAUUUCCCUUUUUUAUUUUUUUUCGCCAUGGUCCCUUGAAAUAUGUCUAAACGAGGUUAUAUUGACAUUUUAUUUGGAUCAUUAUUUAGUUGUGCUUGAAAAUAAAAUUCUUAACCUAACCGUACAAACCCUCUUUUUUUACAAUUAAUUAAUUGAGUUGAUAAUGUAAGGUAUCUAAAGUUUGUUAAGUUAUAACAUUAUUUACAAUUUAAGUCAUUAGACAUCUUUGAUUAUUGGCAGUGUUUGAACACGUGUUUCGUCUAACUAUAUGCAAGGUUAAAAGGCCAAAUUGUGCUAGAAAUACAAGGUAGCGUAACUUGAUGGUAAUGAACAUACUUUUUAACAUUAUAUAAGCUGUAUAUAAUGUUAAUUUCUGCACAGAAAAUGAAACACAACAUAAUUACAUUUUUAAAAUCAUAAACAACCUUUUUUUUCUUAGUAUAUUACUCUGUUGAACAUUGUCAGAUAAAAAUUAAGGAAUCGGAAUCGGAUUCGAAGAAUCGACCCUUUAAUUUAAGAAUCGAAAAUGGAAUCGGAAUCGGUAUAUUUUAGGAAUCGGCCCAACACUAUUUAAGAAUUAAUUUUAAUGUACAUGAGAUUUCCAAGUACGUAUUUCAAAUGAAGUAAUAAGCAAUGGAAGUACAUAACUUCAUAUUUCGAUUGCAUUUUUAUAUUGCAGUCUGUGGUAUGGUGAUAGAAUAUUUAAUAAGUUUGUUUAUUUAAACUUGGAAGUAAAAUUGUUACGACAUUAUGAAAGUUCUGAGUAUCUCGAUAGCUUAACCAAAAGGGAAAGUGAGUUACUAAGUUAUAGUUAUAAGAUGUUACUAGUCUGCUCACUAGGGUUAAGUUUCAGGUAAAAGUUGGAUUUCUUGCAUUUUUAGCAUGCACACUUGAAGGGAAAGUGAACUCUUUUUGACUUAAAAAAAAAGUUAAUUUGCAUUGCUACUUUGUACUAUUAUUGUUUAAAACUUCAAAAAAUUAUAUGGUAAACCAUCUGGAAUUCUGUAAUAUUUACUCUCCUCUUCUUAACUUGUGCAGAAUUUAAAAACUGGAUUUUUAGUUCAUUGCAAGUUAAAUCCUUUCUUUAACCAGGUUCAUAAUGCUAGUAAUCUAAACUAUACAAUACCUAAGUAGGGGAUUGUUUUCAGCUUAUAAAUCCAAUGGCACAGGGACAAAAUUUGGUCAUUGCCAAUUUGAUUGUAAAUUUCAAUGAGAAAAGUCACUUUUAUCUUGCCAUUUCAGUGGAAACUAAAAUUUUUGAAACUACCUCAGCAUACUAGAUUUUUUUUUGUUUGUAUGUAGUAUUAAAAAUUUGCUAUUGAAUGGAUCACAAAAUACAGUUUUUCAACAUUGUCAUUUUGAAAUACUAUGUUUAAAGAGUUCACUUGUUAAUAAUUAUUUUAUUUGGCUGACAGUAUUUUUUUAAUAUAUUUUAUACAAAUAAUGUAGAUUACUUAGCAUAUAUAAUAUAUAUGGUGGUUUCCAUGUUAAUUGGUAGUGUAAUAUAAUUACAAAAAUGUUGACGACCAUAAACUCGGUUUCAAUUUCUUUUCUAUUAAUUUGUUUAUUGGUACAUUUCAUGUGUAUUCUGGAAGCUUUAUUUUAGUUUUUAAAACAUAGAAAAUUAUAAAUUUACUAAUGUUUCAUUGUUUCACGCUACGGCUCAUCAACUGACACAGAGCUGUGAAGGUCUUGACUGACAGUCACUAACUUGGAUUGUGACACUACCGCGAGUGUGUAGGAAAAGUGUGUGUGUGGUGUGUGGGCCUCUGGCUUAUUUCCUUUUCCAGGUUGUCCACGUGUCGAAAAAAAAAAAACGAAAAAAUAUGGAAACUGGACUUGUAAUGAGUGUCACUAAAAGGUCAGGGGAAAAAAACGGUAACAGUGCUCUGGAAGUGAUGAAACGUAAAUUUGCGGCAGUCUUUUGCUUGCUCUCUUUUUUUUUUUUUUAUGCCUCACUUCAGUCAAUAGUUGGACAUUAAAUAUAGGUGAAUAUUUAGAGUUGUGAAUCAUGUGGAAAUUAUCUCUAAAAAGGUUUUUACCCCUUUUUUUUUUUUUCCACUUAAAAAUUUAGUAUGUUCCUGCUGUUUGCUUAGUCAGUAACUACCCUGUGAUAUAUAUAAAAAAAUAUUUUUGAAAAAUUUUAUGGGAAGAUUCUGAAAAAACCCUGAAAUUUGUUCAGGCAUUAGUAGGCUCUGCCUUAUACUUACCACUCACGUUAAAACACUGCACCUCUCAGCUGUGUAAAAUCAGUCAUUUAUAUUUUCCUACAUUGUUUUAUUUAUAUAUAUACAUAUAAUGACUACAUUAUAAUUUUUAUAACCUUAGAAGAUUAUAUUUUUAUAAAAAUUGCAAUAAGUGAAAAAAUUUAUUGUACAUGUAAGGGUUUUAAUAAAUUUUCCAGGUAUCUA
Bacillus rossius redtenbacheri is the source of this 6068-nucleotide messenger RNA. It is a transcript of the gene Mcad, whose product is annotated as medium-chain specific acyl-CoA dehydrogenase, mitochondrial. The record is from RefSeq and is a predicted model, not a curated record. Lineage: Eukaryota; Metazoa; Arthropoda; Insecta; Phasmatodea; Bacillidae. Gene Ontology annotation, cellular component: mitochondrion; cytoplasm. The transcript is spliced from 11 exons. Gene Ontology annotation, molecular function: flavin adenine dinucleotide binding; medium-chain fatty acyl-CoA dehydrogenase activity. Gene Ontology annotation, biological process: medium-chain fatty acid catabolic process. The coding region runs from base 182 to 1438 and encodes 418 amino acids.